Phascolarctos cinereus (koala) is the source of this 1997-nucleotide messenger RNA. The record is from RefSeq and is a predicted model, not a curated record. Lineage: Eukaryota; Metazoa; Chordata; Mammalia; Diprotodontia; Phascolarctidae.
GGAGAGUGCUUUUGAGGAAGGGGAGCAGAAUAGUGCCUUUGUCAUUUGGAAAAGAGGAAGUUUGGCAGGGGUGGGUCAGCCCUGUGGUUAGGUACCCCUUCUCCAAACCUAGACCAGAGAUGACACCCUGGAUCCCUGCUCUGCAGAGUGCAGGCGGGCAGGACUCACUCUAUGGACCCCUCGCGAUUUUUGUCAGUAGCAGAAAGACCUCUCAAUGCAAGGUUCUGAGGGCAAGGCCUGUGACCUCCCCUCGGAUGGCAGCCCCCAUUCCCUCCCAGUGUCCCUGAAAGCUGACAGCCAUGCCCUCUUCUCUGCCAUGGCUGGGGAACAGGAGGCUGGUUCUGUGCCAGAGCUGGAAGAUGUCCACAGCAGCACUGAGGACCUUCUGUCAAUAGACAUGGCUCUCCAGGGUACAGAGUACUACAGAGACCUGGGCUAUGGAGCACCUGUGGAGAUGACAUCAUGGGUCCCUCUGGCCUCUUGCUCACAGGAGAAGCCACCAGGGGAACUUGUAGCCCCGCAGCUCCAGGAACCUGGUUGCUUUCUUCAGAGCCCGAAUGGCCUCUGUCCUGAGGCUCGAGGAGCCGAGCCCUUUCCCAUGUUGGCCCAUUCAAUGACCACAUCUCGGAGACAUAGCUGGGAGAGGCCUCUGUCUCCCUUAGAUGUCGGAAGGAGGUCAGGCAUCACCAGAGUGAGACUCAGCCUGGACACCUCGGACCUGGGCAGUGAUGAGGAGCGAAGUUUGCCCAGAACAUUUGCCAGCCAUUCCUUGAAUCUGCCUGGAGGGGGCUUGAAGGCCUGGGCAAAGAGGACAGGUCACCAAGCCACCUUCCAGGGCAGAGCCUCACCUGAGCUGCCCUACAUAGUUGUGGAAAAGCCAACGAGACAGCAGGAAUUUGACAGCUCUUGGAAGAGGCUGAGGUCAAGGUCUGUUCCUCAAACUGGUGAUAUGGUUUCUUCCUCAAGAAUCGCUCAGAACCUGGAGGUUUCCAUUCCAGCUGCCCAAGGUAUUGAACCCCCUAUGCUGGAAAGAGCAGAAAAAGACCACGUGUCCCCUGAUCAUGUCUUAAUUGUCCAGCAAGUCCUUCAAGAGCUCAAGCAGUACCAUGGGGCGAAGCAAAGGGCUCACUUAGGGGAUGACCCCAGGGAUUCCCAGCAGAACAUAACUUGGUUUGAGUUCCUGUCCAGUGAGAAGGAAGAUGAUGGGAAGAGUGAAAAGAGUGAAAAGGGAACCAAGGUGAAACGAAGGCUGAGCUCCCUGAGAAGUCGAGUCACUGGCUCCUGGCAGAAGGAUAAGGGUAAGAACAAAGACCAACAGAAAGAGAUAGAGCUGAGGGAAAAGUGGAGAAGCACAAAUGGUCACCAGUUAGUGCCAGGGACUUUCUCCAGCUGUAUCAACUGCUCCCUGUGUGGCAAACCCCUGCUCAAUCGGAAUGGGCUGCAAUGCUUAAACUGUGCAGUGAAUGUUCAUAAGAAUUGUAAGAAUUUACUGGCCGACUGCAGUAAUAGCAAUAAACUCAAGCAGAAAGAUUUCCAGCAUAAACCUCCAGGAUCUCCACAGAGUUUGGCACAAAGUUCAGCCCAGAGUCUUUAUCAAGCAGCCUCUUGGAAGGAGCAGCCUCGUAGCACCCUCUUGGGGUCUAAUGGCACCCCAGUUCUGCCUAGGAAUGUCGGAAUGACUAUCUCGACCAGGGCGAGUCUUCAGGCGGCAAUGAACACGACUGGAACUCUGAAUAGAUUUGGACCAGGUACAGGAGACAUGGAUGAUACCGACUCUGGAUUUACAAAAUUCAAGCAGGCAGCAGAUGAUUCUCUUUCACUGGCAUCGUCAACUACUGAAUCUGUUUUUGUGGAAGAUUCCUACUCUGCCUCGCUGAGAAGUGAGAUAGAGGCCGACGCACAGGAGUUUGAAGCUGAGUCCUGGAGCCUUUCUGUAGAACUGCCGUUUGCAAAGAAACAAAAAAAGGAAGUACUGAAAAGGCAAGAUGUCAUCUAUG